This is a messenger RNA of Cladophialophora bantiana CBS 173.52, 687 nucleotides long. RefSeq lists its product as uncharacterized. The record is from RefSeq and is a predicted model, not a curated record. Lineage: Eukaryota; Fungi; Ascomycota; Eurotiomycetes; Chaetothyriales; Herpotrichiellaceae. Bases 1 to 687 code for a protein of 228 amino acids. The transcript has a single exon.
AUGAGCGUUCAGGUGCAGUCUGCAACUGACCCAGGUCUCACACUGUCCAAGGACCGUUGUGAACCUGGCUCUGUCAACAUUCCGCUAUGCAAAUGGCCAAAGACGGCGGAAUCUACGUCUAUCGAUCCUGAUGCCGUUGCUGCAAAGAUUAUCGAGUCAGUCAACGCUGCUCUCGAGAACGACGACACAAAAUCCAUUGCUGAGCUGUUUCUUGAGGAUGGCUAUUGGCGGGACCACCUCGGUCUCUCCUGGGACCUGCGCACAAUCAAAGGAAAGGACAAACUCACAAGGUUCCUUGCCGACAACGGAUGUCCUUUGACGAAGCUUGAAAUCGACAAGGCUACAGCUUACCGUUCACCCCAACUGGGAUCUUUCGACGGCACAGGGGAUGUGAAGGGCAUUCAGUUCUUCUUCAAUUUCACCUCCAAAGUUGGAGCCGGACAAGGCGUCGCUCGCUUGGCCGAGAGAGACGGACAAUGGAAGAUUUUCACUUUCUUUACCACUUUACGUGAAAUUGCGGGCCAUGAAGAAAAUACAGGCCCUAGAAGACCGAAAGGAGUCGAGCAUGGCGAAAAGAUAAAUCGAAAGAACUGGCAGGAGAGGAGACGUGAAGAGAUUGAAUUCAAAGACCGGGACCCCGUCGUUAUGAUUGUUGGCGAGUACAAACCAACUACUUCAGAUCAUUGA